AUGAUAGGGGGCAUUCACUGCGAUUUGUUUCAUCAAGAUAGACUAAUGUUGAACCUUGUAGAUUUGAAACUAAAACUUAUACGGAGUAAACCCGAAUUUUGUUUACAUGGUAACGAAGGACACAAAGUGGUAUUGGAUCAUGUUUCCCUUUUCGUUCGAAAAGUUCGCGUCAGUCCAGGUAUUACUCUCGGACAUGCCAAAGCUUUAGAAAAAGCGACAGCAAAAUACCCCAUUAACAGAGUGUUGUGCAAAGUAUAUUCUGUACCGCAAGGCAGCAUGUCUAUCGUACAAGAUAACGUCUUCGUCGGGCAGAUGCCAAAACGGGUGAUUGUUGGAUGCGUAGAUAAUGAUGCUUUUCACGGAACUUAUAAGAAAUCACCUUUCGAGUUUAAUCAUUAUCACUUAAAUUUUAUCGGAGCCUAUGUGGACGGUCAGCCUGUGCCUUACAAUCCUCUCGAGCCGAAUUUUGAUGAAAAUAAUUAUAUUCGAGCUUACCAAAGCUUAUUUCUCGGAAGAGAGAAAGUGAGUCAAGAUCAUGGUAUUUUUAUAUCGAGAGACGAUUAUCCCUUAGGUUAUACAUUAUAUGCCUUUGAUUUGUCGCCUGACUUAUGUGAUGGAGAGCACAUGAAUCUAAUAAAACACAGCAAUUUACGUCUAGAAAUGAAAUUUAGAGCACCACUAUCACAAACAAUAUCUGUUAUAGUGUACAGCGAGUUUGAAAAUAUAAUCGAGAUUAAUAAAUCCAGAACUGUUAUUUACGACUUUGCAAAUUAA
Messenger RNA from Stegodyphus dumicola, 774 nucleotides. RefSeq lists its product as uncharacterized. The record is from RefSeq and is a predicted model, not a curated record. NCBI's taxonomy places the organism in Eukaryota, Metazoa, Arthropoda, Arachnida, Araneae, Eresidae.